Messenger RNA from Paramormyrops kingsleyae, 5478 nucleotides. It is a transcript of the gene capn10, whose product is annotated as calpain 10. Gene Ontology annotation, cellular component: extracellular region; cytoplasm. Gene Ontology annotation, molecular function: calcium-dependent cysteine-type endopeptidase activity; chemokine activity. The record is from RefSeq and is a predicted model, not a curated record. Lineage: Eukaryota; Metazoa; Chordata; Actinopteri; Osteoglossiformes; Mormyridae. Gene Ontology annotation, biological process: immune response; proteolysis.
AAAGUGCUUGGAUCACAUAUGGGCUUGCUGUGAUCAAUCGGGUCGUAGAGUGCAUAACAGACGCAGUGGGUCAGAGAAGGGAAAUCGCUGGUGAUUGGCUGAAAUGAAUGUUGUGAUCAAAGGUUGUAAUGCAUCUGUACGUAACAUGUAGAUUGCAUACAGGUGCAAUAAAUGCAUAAGACUAACACAAGAGAGCAUAAACACGCAGAUGCUGUGCCAGUGAGGAGACAGGAAGCAGUGAUUCCAUGGUAGGGAUGCGAAUCCAUUUCAGGGCACAGCGACAGGAGGAAAUCUGCAUUCCAGCAGGACAACAUGCGAUUCUACAAACAUAGUCAGGGAUGGGAGUUAUAUGAACAAAAGGGGGAAGGUUUGAGUGACCUCUGCUGGUUUGAUCAUGUCAUGACUGUUGAAAAGCAGCACCAAUGGAACUGGAAUUGUCCAGAGAAGUCAUGGUCCGACGUUAUAGGACAGCUGUGGGGAAGGUAACGUGGAAUUCCUCCAUCUGAUUGGCUGAUUGCUGGAAGUCCCCUUGCGGAUGUCAUGGUCUCUCAUCAAAUGAAGUGGAAUGAUCUGCAGCUACAGGUCAUCGGGGAUGGUCAGAAGCACGUUGUUCUUCAUCAAGUCCUUCAGAAAGUGGAGCAUCUUCAUUUCCUCAAAGCGAAAUGGGUCAUGGUGAAGUCGGGUUUUUCCUCUGAUUCUUUGGUUACCUCGCUGCAAAAACUUUCCCUUCAACCUGAGGUUUGAUCUUUUGUAAUAUUAUUUCAACUUAAUAUAUUUUGUGGCUACAAUCCUCCCCACUCAUUUCAGUUCCGUAUGAUUUAUGCAAAAAUUUCCCUUCAAAAACCUCAACUUUUUGAUAAGGAUGCAAUUUGACCUACUGAAUGAUGUUGUUCUCGGUGACCAGUACAAUUUAAGCGGAUUUAGUGUUUCGAUUGUUUGGAGGGUGGGGUUAAAAUUUGAAUUCACGCUUUUUAGAAAUAUUUUUCCCCUACAUUCCAUUUCUUUGUCAUAUAAAUUCGACUGGAAGACAUAGCUUCAUACAAACACUUCUUAUCAAUCUUUCUGAUGUCCAAAUUAAUUUGUGAUCAGAAAGAGAAUAAUUCCACACAGUUCUAUGGACUGGAAUACAAGUAAACAUAUUUAUUUUUUAUACAAAGUAAAUGUAAAAAAAAACAGUUAUUAAUAUAUAUAUAUGCCUAAUACUGCCUAAUACUUAGAGCUGGAAAGUAGUACUCAACUGGUUGGUUGAAAAAAAUCUUGGUCUGGAUUUUUACUGAACUAUCCACCCCUGCAAAUAUGGUUUUCUGGGGUUACAGACAGAGGUGAGUAGUUCCGGUCCAGAGAGUGAAAGUCCAGACCAAGAUUUAGUUUCAAACACCCAGAGUACUCUGUUUCUGUGACUCUUUAUACUCAACUGGUUGGUUGAAACAAAAUGUUGGUCUGGACUUUUACUCUCUGGACUUGAAUUACCCACCUCUGGUUACACAAUUAUUGAAUUAAUUAACAACCUAAAAUCAAGCAAAGAAGAUUCCAGUAUAAAAAAAAUAGAUUGACACAUAUCAGUGAAGGAGAAUUGCGGUAAUGCCCUGACAAAAAAGAUGUAAUAUAUUUUGUGUAAUUGUGCACUCCAUUUGUCUUAUAGUUGGUAGAACAUUCUUUUGCUUGGAUUACUUACAUAAAUCUUUUUGUUAGGUGUCCAGAAGUAUAGCACAACUGGAUUUGGAAAUAUAGGUCCAUUUGUCCUCACCAGACCAUCAAGCGCCGACAUAGUUAUAUUAGAGAGCUGGGGGGGUCUGCCCUCUUCAAAGCACAUGCAGGCCUUUCAACAGGCCUGAAGUCAGCCUGCAGACUUGGUUACUGCAGGAGGUCUAUGUUUGUGUUCUGCAGCCACUCCACUGCUGGCUCACUGUCAUGUUGGAGAACUAACUUUUUUAAAAACGUCUCUCCCAGUUCCAGUUUUCUGACCGGGGGCAACAAGUUGUGUCCAAGAGCCGGUGUUUGACACAAAUUUUUGACCCUCCCACAGACUCCAGGAGAGAAAGCAAAGAGAUGAAGAUAAAAAGAGCGAUUCUGUGCUCUUGAGUGACUGAUCUCUGAGGGAUGAAUCAGGUUCAGUUUUGAGACAUUUUGCAUUGAGGCCACAACAUUCGUAGACCACAAACGCAUUUUUCUACAAAGGACCCGAAUCUCCGGUGUUCUUUUGCAGUCUUCAGUGUAGUACUUCUUCUUGGCAUCCUCAGAUAGAGCUGACAUGUGCAUAGAGCCUGUGAUGUGUUUAUACGACGAUUAUUGUUGACCAUUCUUUGGUAAACGUUCCUUUAAAGUGGCCCUUAUGGUCUCUAUAAUGGUUUGUGGCCCAGCAGGUUAGACUGCUGUGUUAGUGAUCAGAUGGUCACCAGUUUAGAUACUGUGGCUGGCAGAUUGGUUUUACCACUGAGCCUUGAACAAGAUCCUUAACCCCAAUUGCUCCAGGGCCAUCUCUGCUUUUUCAACUGUAUCUUGCUUUAGAUAAAAGAGAAGAGUUAAAAGAUAAAAGAGUUUCUGCCUGGGGUUGGUUUGACCUAAUCUACUAAAGGUCUGGUUAGUGCCUUUGACUUUUCACGAACUUCAUUCCCUCCCCCCCUCACAUUUAUAAAAAUGAGAAAUUAUUUAUCUAGUAAAGUAUAAAAUAAUGAACGAUAUCACCAAAUGCUGCUCGAAUGUGGUGCCCACACGAGGCGGGGAUUUCAUGACAGAGCUGCGGCGUCAGCUUUCCCGCUGACCUACUUUUCCGGGAAUCGGAACGUUUUGGGUUCGGGUCUCCAGAAAGUCUUGUAGAAUUUCCAGCCACUGAACGUGUUUAUAAGGGCUUGGAAGGGGCCGGGUAGCUCAGACAGAACAAAGCACUGAUCGACGCAAUCUAGGGGACGAACAUCUGAAGCGAUGGCAAAGUUCGCUGUGAUCAUUCCGACUCUGCUUGUCCUUCUGGUGGCACUGGUUUCUCUGGGGGAGAUGAGAUCUGCGCAGUGCUGUACGAGUUACAAUGAGAAGCCAGUUCCAGUGAGCAUGCUAAGGGACUACAUUCCCCAGAGAAUUACAGGAUACUGCAACAUCAAUGCAGUGAUCUUCUUCACAAAUAAUAAGAAAAGGGUCUGCGCCAACCCCAAAGACAAAUGGGUACAGAAAGCCAUGAGUAUAAUCGAGAAUGCAGGUGACGGCGAUAAGCUGAGCUGCAUCGGGGGCUUCCUGCUGGUACCGAUGGAGCCGAGCGGCAGCCUGUUCAUCGACCCGGACUUCGCACCGGCCGACUGCUCCCUGUUCUCUGACUGCAGCACUCCCAUCGCCAGACUACAGGGGGCGGUAGAAUGGAUGCGCCCGCAGGAAAUCUGCUCGUCGCCCAAACUGUUCCCGGAGAAUCCCAAGGAAGGUCACCCAAAGCAAGGCAUUCUGGGAGACUGCUGGUUCUUGUGUGCCUGCACCGCGCUGCUGAAGAACAAGCACUUGAUGGACAAGGUGUUUCCUCCAGGACAGCCGCAGUGGGGUGACCGUAGCUAUAAGGGCAAGUUCCGCUUCCGCUUCUGGAGGUUUGGCCGCUGGGUGGAUGUCCGCGUGGACGACUGUCUGCCCUGCCUGAGCUCCCGGCUCUGCUUCUCUCACUGCCAGUCUCCCAGCGUGUUCUGGGUGCCAUUACUGGAGAAAGCUUACGCUAAGCUCCGUGGCUCUUAUGAGCGGCUGUGGGCUGGACAGGUGGCUGAAGCCCUUGUAGACCUCACUGGGGGACUGGCUGAGCAGUGGAGCCUGAAGGACUCUGGGAAUGAGGAAGACCCACUUGGACAGACGGACAAGGGAAGACGGAGGCUUGAUCUUGACAGUCUUCAGGCUGUGAAAGGCUUAUGUUCGAUCAGUGGCUCUGUGCACAGUGCCCCUGGUGGUGCCAGCGAGCUCGGGCAGCACCACGCACUCAGCGUGAUGGAAUGGAUCGACCUACCGGUGGCUUCCGGUGCAGCGGUGCGUCUGCUGAGGGUUCGAAACCCCUGGGGCCGGCCUACCUGGGGAGGUGCCUGGAGAGAAGGUGGGGAGCGUUGGGAACAAAUGGACCAAACCUGCGCUCUGGACCUACUGAGCCGUACAGAGGAAGGAGAGUUCUGGAUGGAGGAGGCGGAGUUCCUAGAAGAAUUUGAUGAGGUCACAGUGGGCUAUCCAAUCGGCAGCCAAGGAUUUAUUUUAAGUAUUUAUACAGGCUGCGAGUUGCCACACAGCUAUCAAAUAGGCAGCUGUUGGAUCAAAGGUCACUCUUCAGGCGGUUGCCGUAACAACAGUAGCUUUGGCAGCAACCCAAAGUUCUGGCUGCAAAUGAAGGAUCCGGGGGAGGUGCUGGUGUCGCUGCUCCAGCACCGAUUAUGGAGGAACUCUGCAGACUCUAAGGGGUGCAUCGACUCUGUAGGACCACAAGGGGGCAGCAGAGGGCCUGACUUCCAGCACCAUGCCAUUGGACUUCACAUUUGGAAGGUUUUAUUUACUUAUCAUAAGUAUCGUAGAACUUACACAUAUUUGGGUACAAAGCAAGUAAUUUCAGUGUUGACUUGGUUAAUAAGGUCAUUCUUAUUGUAUAAUAUUUUUCUCAAACCCCGUCCUGAGAUGACCCUGCUUUUAAUUCAUGAUUGUGGUAAUGGAGUUUGUGUACGUGUUUCUUCUUUUCAGGUGGAGAAGAAGCAUUUUAACCUGGUUCGAACCCUGAACAAGCCGGCCAGUGUGUCGACACACUGCCACGCCUACCAGCGUGAGGUCAGCGUGUACGCAGGUCUCAGCGCGGGCGCCUACCUCGUCGUCCCCAGCACCUUCCUCCCGGGGGCGGAAGCCAGCUUCCUGUUGCGGGUUUUUUCCUCCGCGGCCCUCGUUCUGAGCCUAGUAGAAGCCCCUGGGGUCCCGCCGCUGGCGGUGCCGGAUGGGGAGUGGGAGAUCCACUCUUCCCAGGGGUCCUGGGUCCCGGGGCAGUCUGCAGGCGGCAGCCGUAACUUCCCCUCCCACUGGACGAACCCACAUGUGCUGCUUCUGGUGAGCCUGCAGUGUGAGGAGCCCAAUGUGAGGGUCAGCCUCCGGCAGCACGGCCCCCCCAGCGCCUUUCUGCCCAUCGGCUUCCACAUCUAUCAGGUUCCCGACGGGUUCGUAGAACCCCGCAUCACCCAAGGCCAGGAGCCCCAGGCCAGCUGCGUUCCACACUGUUACACUCAGGAGGUCAGCCUCCAGUGCAGCCUGCCCCCGGGGGCCUACGCUGUCGUCCCGUCCACCUACCAGCCGGACAGUGAGGGGAACUUCACCCUCACCGUGUCCCGGAAGAUUCUCAGGAAGGUGGUAAUGAGCCAGGAAUCUCUGGGGAAUGUUGUGCGGGAGACCUCUUACAUCUCCGUGAUGCGCAGCUAGGUCGCUGACAUGAAUCCGGCCCUUGGCCCGAGAUGAAAGCUUGACCCCCCCCCCCCCCCCCCCACAAUGUGCCGCACC